This is a messenger RNA of Prunus avium (sweet cherry), 1150 nucleotides long. The record is from RefSeq and is a predicted model, not a curated record. NCBI's taxonomy places the organism in Eukaryota, Viridiplantae, Streptophyta, Magnoliopsida, Rosales, Rosaceae.
GUUGUGGACAUAAAAGUUGAUGAGGAAUUGAAGACCCUCUCUGCUGAUAUCAUCUCAAGAGCUUGUUUUGGUAGCUCUUACUCCCAGGGCAACCAGAUUUUUGCAAAGAUUGCUAUCCUCCAGGAGGCCUUGUCCAAUCCAAGUUUGCUCUUUGGCUUUCUCAAUUUUAGCUUAUUUCCUACAGAGAGUGAGAAGAAGAUUAAGAGUUUGAGAAAAGAGGUGGAUGCUUUGUUACUCAAAUUAGUGAGAGAUCGCCAAAAGGAAAGCCAAUCGGGAGGCACGUCAGAAAAGGACCUAUUACAAAUGAUACUCCAAAGUGCUGCUAAUAACAGCACUGACAGGCCUCAACAAUAUAUGCUCAAAACAGACCAAUUUAUUCUGGAUAAUUGUAGAAGCAUCUACUUUGCAGGAUCUGAGACCACAGCUCUCACAGCAUCCUGGACACUGAUGCUCUUGGCAUUGCACCCAGAAUGGCAAGAACGUGUUCGUGUCGAGAUUGCUGAGGUCUGCGGGGACGAUGAUGAUCAACUGCGUCAAUGCUUGAAAGACAUGGACAACCUGAGCAAGUUGAAAACGCUGACAAUGGUGAUUCAAGAGAGCCUGCGGCUGUAUGGGCCCGGAGUCAUAUUGGCAAGGGAAGCUCUAGCAAAAAUGAAGUUGGGGGACUUUACCGUGCCGGAAGGCGUCCAUAUAUGGACGCUCAUUCCGACAGUGCACCGCGAUCCCGAAAAUUGGGGUCCGGAUGCUAAUGAGUUCAAGCCAGAGAGGUUUGCAAAUGGGGUGUCUGAGGCAUGCAAGUAUCCACAAGCAUACGUGCCAUUUGGUCAUGGGAGCCGAUCGUGUAUAGGGCAGACUUUUGGCAUGGUGCAGCUCAAGAUAGUGCUUCCUCUCAUUCUGUCCAAGUUCUCAUUUUCCCUUUCUCCAAAUUAUCAACACUCCCCUGUUUAUAAAAUGCUGUUGUUGCCGGAACAUGGAAUCAGACUCCUUGUUAGGCGUGUGCAGUGAUUUGAAGGCAGCUAGAGCUGGUUUAAGGGUACAAUAAAACUGUUUGUAAAUAGACAGACCCUAUUUGUAAAACCACUACCGUACAAUGUGCUAAAUAUAAUGUUAAUCACAGAAUUAUCUGUCAUAUAUUUUAAUAUUUCAGACU